Ascochyta rabiei is the source of this 633-nucleotide messenger RNA. RefSeq lists its product as uncharacterized. The coding region runs from base 1 to 633 and encodes 210 amino acids. NCBI's taxonomy places the organism in Eukaryota, Fungi, Ascomycota, Dothideomycetes, Pleosporales, Didymellaceae. The record is from RefSeq and is a predicted model, not a curated record. The transcript has a single exon. Gene Ontology annotation, molecular function: carbon-sulfur lyase activity.
AUGCUCAUGAUGGUGCAGACUUCGCCAGCACUCAACACGUAUCAUCCUCCUUCCAGCAGCGACAAGCCUUUACAAAAGAUCAAUACUUACCCACCGACCGGCCGCUGUCCCUGCUCCCACGUAACUUACACCCUCUCCUCCGCGCCCCUCACAGUCCACGCAUGCCACUGCACCUACUGCCAGCGCGAAACCGGAUCUUCCUUUGCGCUCAACGCAAUCUACGAACCCGACCGCAUUGCCCCCACAAAUGGCGUUACAGAAGCACAACUCCUGCACAAAGCAAUACCAACUGCAUCUGGUCCACAAGGACAAACCAUGGUGCGAUGUCCUGAGUGCUUGAGCGUCGUGUGGAGUCACUAUGCAGCCGAAGGCCCGCUGAAGAUUGUCAGAGUAGGGACGAUUGAUGGGGCGGUGGACGCAGCCGGGAGGUAUGUAGCGAACGGUGGGCUAGAGCCGCAUGCGUAUAUCUUCGCUAGGGAUGAGAAGAGGCAUCGAUGGUUUGGCGUUCCGGAGGGGGCCUUUGUGUAUGAGGGUCAUGGACCGAAAGAGGAAUGUUGGCCUGAAGAGAGUUUGGAAAGACUGUCUAGGUUCUCGUCGUGUGUCGCGGCUUUCGGGGACGCGAGAGAAAAGUGA